Molecule: messenger RNA, 5017 nt
Organism: Alexandromys fortis (reed vole)
Lineage: Eukaryota; Metazoa; Chordata; Mammalia; Rodentia; Cricetidae
Gene: Rnf215
Product: ring finger protein 215
Exons: 9
Coding region: 1324-2463 (379 amino acids)
Biological process (GO): Wnt receptor catabolic process; ubiquitin-dependent protein catabolic process
Cellular component (GO): plasma membrane
Molecular function (GO): ubiquitin protein ligase activity; frizzled binding
Source: RefSeq, a predicted model, not a curated record
AUCAAAAUAAAACAACUCUUAUGAACUUGACAUAAUCAAAAUUUUGUUUAUUUAAAAUGUUAAAGUUUUACUUUUCAUGUUUAAACCUUUAAUUUACAUGAAUUGGUUUUCUGUGCAUUAGGGGUCUAAUUUCACUUUUGUUUUGUUUUCGGGUUUUUGUUUUGUUUUGUUUUGUUUUUUCGAGACAGGGUUGUUGAGACAGGGUUUCUCUGUGUAGCCCUGGCUGUCCUAGAACUCUCGCUGUAAACUAGGCUGGCCUUGAACUCUGCCUCUGGAGUGCUGGGAUUAAAGGCAGGUGCCACCACUGCCCAGUCAAUUUCACUUCUUUUCCCAGUGUUUACCUGACUUUGUAGCAGUUUGUCAAAGAGCAUCUCCUCCCAUCUCCCCAAAGGCAACACGUCCUUUGACAAACCAGACUUAUGUAUGUGCUGGCCAGUUUUAUGUCAAUUCCCUGUUGCAGGCUUUCUCUAUACAUUUGUCUUCCUUAGAAAUAGUUUGGUCAUCACAUUCUGGUAGCUAAUCAGGCUUCUGUUUUCCGUAGGUUUGAAUAUUUUAUGAGAAAAUGGGGGGGGUGCAGCUCAUCUGCUCUUUGCCCUUUUAUCAGGGUACAAUUUGUAAAAGGCUCAGGUUUCAGAUUGAGCCCGUUCCCAGCAACCACAACCCUCCGGGUAAAGGACAAAUUGUAGUACAAAAAUGGAACCUUUACAAUCCAGCAAGCGUUGGAGAUUAUGUUAAAUGUGGAGUACUGUGGGUCAAGCCCAUUUUACAGAUGAGGACAGGCCAGUUCUCAGUGUCAUUAUGGCUCUGUGUGGUUGGUGGUUACUUCAGCCUAGCCCUUCUCCCUGCUUUUUAAGACCAUGCCCUCGAUCUCUCCAUCUGCUUUCCGUUGCUGAUUCUCUAUCGCCUGCUAUUUGAUUCUAUGAAGAAACACAGACUUGGAGAAGGAUGUGACAUAGCCUUGGUCACACCGUGGGUCCAGCAGUCAAGGCCCCUGCACCUCCCUCGUUCCUGCCUUUCUCCAGUCCUGCGACUACCCAGACUCUGACUCCACUGACAACCUGGCAAGCUCUCCUGAGUCUUCUGUUGUCAGGGAUCGGGCCGCAGCUCAGCAUCCACCGCCGCCUGCACUAGGGGGCGCUAGGGACCACUAAGGGGCGCGCGGAGCUGCCAACCACCCAGCUCACCCUCCCGGCGCCCCGUCCCCUUCGGCUGCGGCUCCGCCCCUACCGGCGCCCCGCCCCGUCCGGCGCGGCCUCGCUUUCUCCGUUUUCCAGGAGCCCAGGACCCCCCAGCCCACGGACUCGCCAGCUCUUCGCUCCGACCAUGGGCCCUGCCGAUCGACCCGCGCUGAGAUCGCCACCGUCGCCGCCACCUCCUCCAUCGCCGCCGUCGCCGCUGCUACUGCUGCUGCCCCUGCUGCCUCUGUGGUUGGGCCUGGCGGGGCCCGGGGCCGCGGCGGACGGCAGCGAGCCGGCGGCCCGGGCGGGACGGGGCGGAGCCCGCGCCGUGCGAGUAGACGUGAAGCUGCCGCGGCAAGACGCCCUGGUUUUCGAGGGCGUCAGGAUAGGUCCUGAAGCCGGUUCCGAGCCGCUGCUGGGCGGUCGCUUGCUGCUGAUGGAUGUCGUGGAUGCUGAACAAGAGAUACCUGUAGACAGCUGGAUUGCAGUGGCAUAUGUGGGCAAAGAGCAGGCUGCCCAGUUCCACCAGGACAAUCAAGGCAGUGGCCGGAAGGCAUAUCCCAAGGCUCUGGUCCAGCAGAUGCGCCGUGCCCUCUUCCUGGGAGCCUCGGCCCUGCUUCUCCUCAUCCUAAACCACAGUGUGGUCCGAGAGUUGGACAUCUCCCAGCUUCUGCUCAGGCCAGUAAUUGUCCUCCAUUACUCUGCCAAUGUCACCAAGCUGCUGGAGGCACUUCUGCAGAGGACCCAGGCUACUGCUGAGAUCACCAGUCGAGAGUCCCUGUCCGCCAACAUCGAGUGGAAGCUGACAUUGUGGACUACCUGUGGCCUCUCCAAGGACAGCUAUGGCGGCUGGCAGGACCUGGUGUGCCUGGGAGGUGGUCAGGCCCAGGAGCAGAAGCCCCUGCAGCAGCUAUGGAAUGCCAUCUUGCUUGUGGCCAUGCUCUUGUGCACAGGCCUUGUGGUUCAGGCCCAGCGGCAGGCAUCAAGACAAAACCAGCAGGAUCCUGGAGGCCAGGGGGAUUUGUUCAAACGCCGUGUGGUUCGGAGACUAGCGUCCCUCAAGACCCGGCGCUGCCGGCUGAGCAGAGCAGCACACAGCCUUCCAGAGCCUGGCACUGAGACUUGUGCUGUGUGUCUAGACAACUUCUGUAACAAGCAGUGGCUCCGGGUACUGCCCUGCAAGCAUGAGUUCCACCGAGACUGUGUGGACCCCUGGCUGAUGCUACAGCAGACCUGCCCACUGUGCAAGUUCAAUGUCCUGGGGAACCACUACUCAGAUGACUAACUGCCCAAGUGGAGAGUCUGCACUUUGGGAUGGACUCUUCCCAGCCUCCACUACAGGAUACUGGGUUGGACAGACCAGCUAGCCCUGUGGGCAAAGUCAAGGCCUCACCGUACCCAUGAUGGGUAGGAGGGACUCAGCCCCGGGCUGAAGACACAGAGCCAGGACCCAACAGGCAAGGAGAAAUAUUAAAGCCCUUCUCUGCAACCCUGGGAUAUUUGUGUCUGCCCUUAUAGGCAGCUCCCAGGACUCUGGGGAAAGAAAACAUGGCCACUACAUCUGUCUCCAGCUUCUGGGGCUUCUGUGAUUGAAUUUUAUGCUAUUUAUUGGGGGAUAGAUUGAGGAAAAAGAUUUGUGGCCAUGGGACCCACUGGCAUGGCCCCAUCUUUGAGGCUAUUGCCUAGUCAAAUCAAAGGUGUAACGUUCAAAUGAGCCUCCUCUACUACCUGCUGCCUGUCUAGCCGGAUGACUCCAGUCUGGCGGAUCAGAGGCCUUAGAAACCAUCUAGUGCUCUAUUUCUUGGUUGAGCUAAAUGUCACUGACCAGGAUACUUGAAGCCACAGAAUAUAUGUGGUGCAUCUGCCAAGGGCGUCAUUUAAAAAAACAUUUGGGUAGGGAAGUUUUAAUAGUAAAAUAAACAUGGAAUAUAUUUUAACAUAAGACAUAAAAUCUGUGCAGAUGUUUUAAGAUGUUAAGCAAUAGAUGGGUAUGUGGUUGCAUAUGAAUAAUCCCAGAAACCUGAAGGUAGAGGCAGGAGGACUAAGAGCUCAAGGCCAGUGGGCCUCUCAGUGGUGUACUCCUUUAGUCCCAGUACUGGGGAGGCAGAGGCAGCCAGAUGGAUCUCUGUGAGUUCAAGGCCAGCCUGGUCUACAGAGUGAGUGGCAGGACAACAAAGGAUACACAGAGAAACCCUGUCUCAAAAAAAUUAAAUAAAUAAAAUAAAAACAAAAAUAAAUAAGUAAAUAAAUAAAUUAGAAACAAAACAAAACAAAAAGUUCAAGGCCGAACUGGGCUACUAAGAAAACCAUUGGAUCAUGAGUUCAAAAUCAACCUCGGCUAUACAGUGAGUUUGAUAUCAGCCUGGGCUCCUGCCAAAAACAACCAAACAAAAUAGCAGUCACCAGUCACCUUGGCUUCUCUUGCUUGGAGCAGGGAGAACUCUUACAGUCCUCAAAGCUUCACACCCUUCUGCUGCAUGAACACACCUUGUGUAAUCUUUAGGACCUGACUCUAAGAAGUUUCUGUUACACGACCUUCAGGUGAGACCUUCAGGCGAGGGCACUGGUAGAGCACUUACUUGCCUGAAAUGCACAAGGUCCUGAAUCCAGUUCCCAACACGAACAGGAACAAGAAAAUGAGAAAAGCUUCUGGUCAGCACGAGUCCAAGGAAAGCAGGAGCAAGUCAGAGACCGAGGGGACUCCGUGUGGGAGACACAUUCUCUGCUGUGCACGCUCUCUCAACCGGGUCUAGAUAUACCCCUUGCUGUCCCGAAGCUUGCUUGCUAUGUAGACCAGGCUGAUCUCAAACUCAGAGAUCCGUGAGCACCACCACUUGGCUCUGCUGCCUUCUUCAAGGUGGGUGGUGCAAAUAAGAGGCCAGGCAAGAGCAGCAUGGCUAUGGGGACACCUCAGCUCCACAGCCUAAGCCUGAGGAUCAAGCUCUGCCCCAGCCAGAGCUUGUAAGGACUCUUCAGCAGAGCCAUCUAAAGGAGACACAAACAACCUGGACUUCUGGACUUUUUGCUUGUUUCUUGUUCUCUUGUCUAUCCGUCUGUCUGUCUGUCUGAGUCAGGUCCUCCCUAUAUAGCAUUAACUAGCCUCAAACUCUCAGUCCUCCUGUUUGGGAAGGGUCUGGCUUACCAACUGGUAGAAGUGGGAGCUAAGAAAUGGAUGUUGAGUCAGUGGAGACCUGGAACGCCCAGCAGUAACGGCCUCUCCCCAGUACAGUGGCUCAGAGCAUCCAGUCUCCUCCAGACACCCUGGGCUGUUAGAGACAGAGUCAAGAGACCUGACAAUGCCAGCUUACUGCGCAUGCGGCUCUCAUUGACCCUUCACUGCAAACUAAGGCAGUCGACCUGAUGGCCUCCCCACCACAUAAUAAAUAAUGCCACCCAGAAGGCUUGGAGAGUGACCUGAGAAGUCCUGUGACUUGAGGCAGGCUGAUGGCCCGCUCUAGAGAAAUGACCACUGUGUCAUAGGAUGGUUGGUCCAGCCUUGCUCAGGCUUGUGUCAUCCUGAGCUCAUCAAACCAUGGUUGGCUAAGGUGUCCAAAGGCCUGGUCUUCCCUUCAGUGGCUUUGUGAGGCUCUGACCUCUAGGACUUAAGCGGGACCUCUCAGUUGUCCCUAAAGGCAGUGAGCUCCUUGGUGAGCUGCAGAGCCAAGAUGGAAGGUGACGGCACUGCUGUUCCCUGCCUCCCUUGAUGGGCCAGAGGCAAAGUCCUGGUGUCUGGUUCCUUGUUCCAGAUGUGCCCUCACAUCCCAAGCCCUACCCUGAGUGCUGCUCAGUGACCCAGGGUUACCCCUCUGCAUACUCUCCCCACAGUGCCUGUCAAGAUG